Molecule: messenger RNA, 582 nt
Organism: Fraxinus pennsylvanica
Lineage: Eukaryota; Viridiplantae; Streptophyta; Magnoliopsida; Lamiales; Oleaceae
Source: the annotation of a GenBank genome assembly
AUGUGUUCGUGCUUUCGGUCUUGUGUGUCACUAGACUCUGAAUCCAAGAGAAAGAGAGAGUCCGACAGGGAAAAUUUUUCAUUCAGCGUAAGCCCAUCAAUAAGGGAUAUUAGUGUUCGGAUAGUUCAUGCUGGUGGGCUUAUAGAGCUGUAUCCAAAUGCAAUUCCUGCCUCUGAAUUGAUUCAGAAGUACCCCGGAAUGUGCAUCACUCAGCCUCAUAUCUUCACGUGCCCCCAUGAAUCAGUUUUAUCGGCUGAUGAUAUGCUGGUACCGGGGAAUAAGUACUUCGUCGUCCGGUCUAGUACCGUUGAGAAAUUGAAACGUAAAUACAAAGCUAAUCGACCUGCUGAUACUGAUGAGCCAAUCGUAGAUUCUAAAGAAACUGAAGGUGUUGGAGAGAAUUUUUCAGAAUACACUAUUUGUGCUGCCGAGGAUUUCCAUGUUCCUAAAGACAAUUGGUCUAAUUAUUUUCGAGAAAAAUGUGCUGAAAAAAAGCAAUUUGUACCCCCCAUUCAGAAGGCAAGAAUGUGGAAGGUUGAUUGGGAGCCGAGUCUAAAUUCCAUAAAGGAGCUAUCUCCAUGA